Phytophthora sojae is the source of this 684-nucleotide messenger RNA. RefSeq lists its product as hypothetical. The transcript has 2 exons. Bases 1 to 684 code for a protein of 227 amino acids. The record is from RefSeq and is a predicted model, not a curated record. NCBI's taxonomy places the organism in Eukaryota, Oomycota, Peronosporomycetes, Peronosporales, Peronosporaceae.
AUGUACCUCAAUGCCAAAACAAAACAGUCAGCGAUGCUGCAGCCAUUGACCGACUUCCUCGAGCUUUUCCAACACAAAUACUUCGAGUCGAGACCCAACUUCCGGUACGACGACGCCUGCGUGGGGCAGUCGUUCAAGUGGGCGACUGUCCAGUUCCGAGCCAAGACCGGGGCCAAAUUCCCGCACGUGGCGGCUGCGACGCAGCUCACGAGCCACAACAAGUGGUGGAGCGUGCUCAAGCCGCUCGUCAUGCUGCAGCGAGCCUCUUCAGUAGAGCAGGAGGAGGGGGGAGAGGAAGAGGAGGGGGCAUUGGUAGUUUCUGGGCUGCAGUCAACAAUUGCAUCCAAGCGGACGAGAAGGGAAAAAGAAGAUGGUGGGGAUGACGAGAAGGACAGUCGACGUAUGAGACAGCGAGUGGAGCCCCGGGAAGUUGAGCUGCCAAUGUCUCCGUUCAGACCGCAGAGUCCCGGAAUCGUGUCGCCGCUGCCGUGGAAAGCGACCCACUCGAAUUUGGAUGAGGUGAAACUGCGGAAAGUGGUGGCGAUGGAGCGUCGCCUGGAUCUCGACACCAUGACGCAGGGAGAAGACGGACUUUCGCCUGAGGCGCAGGAGUAUCUGCGGUGGCAGCGUCAGCAGAUUUUAAGGAAGAUGCGAGAGGAAAUGAACGACGUCGCUACCACGUAA